UGUAUCAUUUCACUGUAAGAAUCAGAGUGUAACAGCAGAGGCAGGAUCAGGAUCCAGGAUAGUUUUGCAGUUUUAUUGUGUAUUGAUUGACAGUUUAUGGGAAAUUCCCGGGUCCAGCUGGGAAGCAGAGUGCAGCUGGGAUUGUUCACUGCAGGAACUGCCUAUCCCAUGGCUGACAGCGCACUGAUUGAGGAGAGCCGACCCUAUGGCUAUAAGGAGGGUCUGGAGUGGGGCUAUGAAGAAGGAGUGGAAUGGGGACUGUUGUUUCCUGAAGCAAAUGGAGAGUAUCAGUCCCCGAUAAACCUGAACUCCAGAGAGGCAAAGUAUGAUCCUUCACUAUUGGAAACACGUUUAUCACCAAAUUAUGUUGUCUGUCGAGAUUCUGAAGUAAUUAAUGAUGGUCACACUAUUCAGAUACUGCUGAAGUCUAAAUCAGUUUUAACUGGUGGCCCACUGCUUGGAAGUCAUGAAUAUGAAUUACACGAGGUUCGAUUUCACUGGGGCAAGGAGAACCAGCGUGGUUCUGAACACACGGUUAAUUUUAAAGCAUUUCCAAUGGAGCUCCAUCUUAUCCAUUGGAACUCUACUUUGUUCAAAAAUGUUGAUGAAGCUCUGGGAAAGAAAAAUGGGAUAGCGAUCAUUGCUUUGUUUGUCCAGAUAGGAAAGGAACACCUAGGUCUAAAAGCUGUCACUGAAAUCCUUCAGGAAAUCCAGUACAAGGGAAAAUUGAAGACCAUACCGUGUUUUAAUCCCAAUACCUUACUUCCUGAUCCACUCCUUCGAGAUUACUGGGUAUAUGAAGGCUCUCUGACCAUCCCACCGUGUUGUGAGAAUGUGACCUGGAUCUUAUUCCGAUACCCUCUCACAAUCUCUCAGUUACAGAUAGAAGAGUUCCGAAGAGUACGAUCUCACGUUAAAGGAGCCGAGCUACCUGAAGGAUGUGAUGGGAUUUUAGGAGACAAUUUUAGACCAACUCAGCCUCUCAGUGAUCGAAUUGUCAGAGCUGCAUUCCAAUAGGAAAUGCUGAUGCUAAACAGAAUCAUUUCCAGGGUGAAGACAAUGCACCCACAGUAUCCCACUGUAUGAGAAAUGGAUCUUUGUGAGGCUGCUGCUCCUUCAAAGUACAAAGCAUGUUUUGUGUUGCCUUCUAUAAUUAAUGCAGUCGUGAACAGCAGCUGUAGCAGUUGGCUUGUUCUCAUAGUCCUGCGGAAUAUUCCAGAAAAGAAAAGCUGAUGUGCAAGAACAAGAGUUCGUUUUACGUGCCCUGAUGCUUCACAUAAUUGUUUCUGUAGACUGUUUAUGCAUUUGCAUUUUGUAAAUGGAUAUUUAUUAAGUAUUUUAUUGAUGUAGAAAUUCUUUCAUACACUUAACAACUCAACAGUGAAACAUAUUUCUGAAGUUUUGAGUUUGAAGCUCUUUGCUGCUUAAAAUAGUUCAAUUUUGCAAACUGUGGCUUAUAAACAUUAAAAGGAAACUUUCUCUUCAGUGAAUGAGUGUAGAUUAUCUGCAUUAAUGAACAAUACUGCAGGGAGUGCCUGCACUUACAAAGAAUUCAGUCGCAACUCAGUUUAUCCUUUAUCAAAGAAAUUAUUUAAUUUGGCUAUUCCUGAUCAUGUUAAAUUAUGAACUUUUUUUAAAAAGCUUCAAUAAUUUGUGACUUUAAAUUGAAUAUCCAUGUAGAAGGAAGGUAUAAGAUAAUCAGAGGGAUAGAUAGGGUGGACAGUGAGAGCCUUUUUCCUCGGAUGGUGAAGGCUAACAUGAGGGGUGAUGAUUUAGGACAGAUGUCAGGGGUUGUUUCUUUACUCAGAGCAGUAAGGACAUGGAACGGCCUGCCUGCAACUGUAGGAGACUCGCCAACGUUAAGGGCAUUUAAAUGGACGUUGGAUUUACAUAUGGAUAAUAAUGGAACGUUGUAGGUUAAAUGGGUGUCAGAUUAGCUUCACAGGUCGGCGCAACAUCGAGGGCCAAAGGGCCUGUACUGCGCUGUAACAUUCUAUAUUCUAAAUAAACUGCAUUUACUUUUUACUUAAGGAAGGUUUGCAGCAAUUAGUAAAAUUAGUGCAAUGUAGAUUUUGCUGCAGUUAUGGGAAACUGAAACCUGUCUCAA
Molecule: messenger RNA, 2107 nt
Organism: Hemiscyllium ocellatum (epaulette shark)
Lineage: Eukaryota; Metazoa; Chordata; Chondrichthyes; Orectolobiformes; Hemiscylliidae
Gene: ca8
Product: carbonic anhydrase VIII
Exons: 10
Coding region: 97-1017 (306 amino acids)
Molecular function (GO): carbonate dehydratase activity; zinc ion binding
Source: RefSeq, a predicted model, not a curated record